GAUGUCCCAGAACUGAAAAUUGCUAACAUUCGUCCAAAUAUGUUGGGCGUUUUUAUUGGAAAAUGUUUGUAUUGGAAAACUGUGUGUUUAUUGGAACAAAGAAAUUUCUAGAGGUUUGAAACAACCUGAGGGUGAGUAAAUACGCCCUUUUCACAUGACGUCACGCAUCUUCCGUUCUGCCGCGAAGCAGUGUACCGUUACUUCCGCUAGCACUCCAGUUCAUAAGGUGGCUGUAACGCACCUAUAAGCUGGUUUCCCAACUGCCAGUAAAACUCAAGAAGAACUUACUUCCGCUAGCGCCUCAGAAUGGAGUUUACCAAGUCCCUUGCACAUCUGCCACAAAUACGUCUAGAUGAUGUACAACGUCUUGCAGACAAAUUUUCGCUAACGACAAGAUCAAAGCUAGAGAAAGGACACAAAUUCUUCAUUGAACAGUACCUGUUUGAUUAUGAAGGUAAGUGUUUUGUUUUCAUUUUGUGUUAGCGAAGGUGCUAGGAUAAGUACUUGAAUACGUGUUCUGUCAGUUUUUUUUCACUGUUGUUACAUUCCAGCGCGAUGGCAAAGUGGAAGUUCUUCUUCUUCUUCUUCUUGUUUGUUGCAAGACGGAUGUUAUGAUACACUGCUUUGCGAAAAGGCGGAAGUUAAGUGACGUCAUUGUGAAAAGGGCCUAUAGUGACUGAUUUUUCAUUUUUGUAUGAACUAUCCCUUUAAAUUACAAUUUAGCACUGGUUUAUAGAAGUAACCAACAGUAAUGCAAAACAAUGUACCUAAAUUAAUAACAAUAAACACAAUCUGCUGAGCAGUCUGAUAAAUGAGUUAAAUGGAUGAUGUUAAAUGAUUAGGGAACACACAAUUUAAAAUAAAUUAAACUACUACAGAUAAGCAUCACAGUAAAAUAUGUUGGGGACAGUUUCUCUCUCUCUCUCUCUCUCUCUCUGUGUGGCCCUUUCACAUGCUUCUCUCUCAAAUCCAGUGAGAGUGCUCUAGCUCACAUGUGUUCUCAUGGGUUUGGUUAUUUUUGUAACUCAGCGCAUGACUCAACUCUGCUGUGCCAAACACACUGUACCAUAUGGGAGAGAGAACAUCAUCACAAACUUUAAAUGUCAUCAAGCUAAAGAAUCCUCAUGUCGAAGAUGAUGUUGCAUAUCCACGUUGGAAUCUAGACUAGGUUCCAAUGAAAAUGGGAAUUCUGAGGCAGCUCCAGUGUUUCCUUCUGAUGGGAACAAUGUUUAUCGUCGUCGCCAUAAUCAUUUAUUGGGAUGAUGUGACCAAACGGACGUUUUACAUACCCUCUGCUAUGUCACCAUUACCUGUAUUCCCCAUUCAGGUUUUGGAGACGCCGCUCGACUUGAAGUCCAGUUCAGAUCAGUCACGCUGGUCAGUCAAACCAAACCAGACAACUCUCACAACUGCUCAAAAAUAUAUCUUAAAAGAUCAGGGAUCCAACAAUCAGAUCUUCGGUCAGUCUUCCCCCACAGAUCUUAAAGUGCGGCAAGCUUAUCGCACGGAUAUUGUAAAAGAGCUUUGCUUAGCCAAUAGCAGCCUUAACUUCCCAGGAAAGUUCAAGAGCUUUGAGAAGAUUCCGAGUCACGCCCUGGAUCAUCUCAUCGUGGAUGAUCGUCAUGGUGUCAUUUACUGUUUUGUCCCCAAGGUGGCAUGUACCAACUGGAAACGAAUUAUGAUUGUUCUCAGCCAGAAUCUUAAGGCACCCGAUGGAACUCCAUAUAGAGAUCCUCUUGCCAUCCCAUCAUACAUGAGCCACAAUGCUACACUGCAUUUGACCUUCAACAGGUUUUGGAGACGCUUCGGUCGCGCCUCACGCCGUCUGAUGCAUCACAAACUCAAGACUUACACCAAGUUCAUUUUUGUACGGGAUCCUUUUGUACGCCUCAUAUCUGCUUUCCGGAACAAGUUUGAUCAGCCAAACGAGGAUUUUUAUAGACAGUUUGGCACUGUAAUGCUUCAGCGCUACGCUAAUAUUUCAAAGCCUCCAGGUUCAGCUCAAGAGGCGUUGGCAGCAGGUAUCCGCCCCUCCUUUCAGAACUUUGUUAAGUACCUGUUAGAUUCACGGACCGAAAUGAAGGAGCCGUUCAACGAACAUUGGCGUCAGGUCUACAGGCUAUGUCAUCCGUGUCAAAUUGAGUAUGAUUUUAUUGGGAAACUGGAAACUCUAGAUGAGGAUGCAGAACAUUUGCUGAGGAUUCUGGGAAUGGAUGAACAGAUUCGCUUUCCACCCGGGUACCGCAAUAGGACAGCUGCGAAGUGGGAGCGAGACUGGUUUGCAAAUGUUUCUUUAGCUGACAGGACGAAACUUUACAAUCUUUAUGAACCAGACUUUAGAUUAUUUGGAUAUGACAAACCUGAGACACUUUAUCAGAAGUGAGCGGUUGUAUAUACAAAUAAGUGAAAAUAAAAUGUACAUUUUUACA
Triplophysa rosa is the source of this 2429-nucleotide messenger RNA. Its product is annotated as carbohydrate sulfotransferase 12-like. Gene Ontology annotation, cellular component: membrane. Bases 1175 to 2383 code for a protein of 402 amino acids. Gene Ontology annotation, biological process: proteoglycan biosynthetic process; carbohydrate biosynthetic process. The transcript has 2 exons. NCBI's taxonomy places the organism in Eukaryota, Metazoa, Chordata, Actinopteri, Cypriniformes, Nemacheilidae. The record is from RefSeq and is a predicted model, not a curated record. Gene Ontology annotation, molecular function: sulfotransferase activity.